AUGGCUGCUUUUAUAAAAUUGAUAUGCUUAGCCAUUCUAGUGGGUCACAGCUAUGCCGGAUACCUCCAUGGAAACCAUCAUCACCUUCCCUCAUCAUCCAGUUCUUUGCACUCGUCUAGUUUUUCACCAAGUAGCUUUCCAACUGGAUCUCUACCUUCUGCAACAUACUCUGGGUCUGGUCUGAUUGGCGGAGGAUCAUCUUAUGGAGACAUUAUAUCACAUGGGUCAGCCAUUUCGCACGGACCAAUUGUAUCGCAUGGGUCUUCCAUCUCACAUGGGCCCAUAAUUUCUCAUGGAUCUGACAUCUCACAUGGUCCCAUCAUUUCUCACAGUCAUGGUGAUAUUUUGGAUCACGGUGUGUCUAGUGGUGGAUUUAACGGUUUUAGUGGGUUGGGUAGUACUGACCUUGGUGGCGGUCAUAUUACAGGACCUGCGUUUAGUGGCUCAGCCAUCGGUGGAUCUGCAUUCGGAGGAUCGACUCUCGGUGGAUCUUCCUUUGACGGAUCUUCCAUUAGUGGUGGAAGUUUUGGGCAAAUCGCCUCUGGUGGUGAGGCUCCUCUUCCAGGCCGUAAAGCUCCUGUGAUCGACGAAAUUCAUACCCUUGCCAACAGUAACGGCGCUCCAACUCAGUACCGCUACCGCGACCAGCCUUAUCAGGUUGUACGGGAAGUAACUCAUAGAGUGCCUCAGCCUGUACCAGUCCCAGUUCGCCAGACCGUUCAAAUCCCUGUGCCACAGCCCUAUCCGGUCCAGGUACCAGUCGUAAAGAACGUGCCUGUGCCAGUCGUCAAGAUCCAACACGUUAAAGUAGAUAAGCCAGUCCCCUACCCCGUAGAAAAAAUCGUCAAAUUCCCAGUAGAAAAGGUUGUACACGUGCACGUCGACCGUCCAGUUCCAGUUGAGAAGAUCGUUGAAGUGCCGGUAGUCAAACUGGUCAAGGUGCCCGUUCCAGUUGUAAAAGAAUAUCCUGUACAUCACAUCAAGACAGUCCACCACAAAGCUGUCAGCCAUGACCACCACCAUAGCCAUGGACAUGGCUACGGUCACGGUCAUAGCCACAGCCACGGUUGGUCUAGCUGGUAA
This is a messenger RNA of Arctia plantaginis, 1083 nucleotides long. NCBI's taxonomy places the organism in Eukaryota, Metazoa, Arthropoda, Insecta, Lepidoptera, Erebidae. The record is from the annotation of a GenBank genome assembly.